ACGGAAUCAUUCCUUUUAGUUAGGCCUCCCACUAAAAUUUACCGAUUACUUACCAGGGACGGCCCUCACAGCAGCGUACCCAAACUAUUGGAAUGAGCACACUAUGUGGUGGGGAUGGCGUGAAGAGUAACGACGAACUUAAUGGUUCAUUUUCACGCCUUAGUGUCCCAGAGUGAGUGAAGGACCGGAACAAGAAUUAACCACUGCGCCAGAGCCAAAGGUCUCUGAUUCUCUCUCUCUCUCUCUCACUUUUCUUUCAACGACGAUGGCCUGAAGUAUCUCCUCUUCCAAGUUCCAAUCUCAAGAUGGAAGCGGUUACUUAUCCAAUCCCCUCUACCAAAUUCCAACCGCUUCAUAUUUACACCAGAGCUACGAGAAUUCGAUCCUCCAAGCUCUCUCUUCGCUCGCCCCCAAUUUCAAUCAAACCUUUGUAUUCCUCCAAAUUUCUCAUUCUCCAUCACCACAGGCUUCGUUGCGUCGCUGAAUCCACCAGUAACCACCACCAUCACUAUCACCAUCACAAUCACAAUCACACUGAUCAGAACCACGACCAUGAACACGACCAUGACCACCAUCACCACUCGCACGGCAUCGAUGGCACUAAUCUUACAGGGCCUCAAAGAGCGAUUAUCGCGUUCGCCAAAGCCACCAGAUGGAUGGACUUGGCAAAUGUCCUGAGGGAGCACUUGCAUCUCUGCUGCUUCUCCGCCGCUUUAUUUGUCGUCGCCGCCAUUUGCCCUCAUACCUUGCCCAAGCCCCUCGUCAAGCCUUUCCAAAAUUCUCUCAUCUUCGUCGCCUUUCCUUUUGUUGGGGUUUCUGCAUCGCUUGAUGCUCUUAUUGAGAUUAGUGGUGGAAAGGUGAACAUCCAUGUAUUAAUGGCAAUGGCAGCUUUUGCGUCCAUAUUCAUGGGAAACUCUUUGGAAGGAGGGUUACUUCUUGCCAUGUUUAAUCUCGCCCACAUAGCCGAAGAGUAUUUCACCAGCCGUUCAAUGGUUGAUGUUAAAGAGUUGAAAGAAAAUAAUCCAGAUUUUGCCCUUGUUCUAGAUACGAAUGAUGAUAAACUUCCCAAAACAUUCGACUUGGCAUACCAGAGGGUUCCUGUGCAUGAUGUAACUGUAGGAUCAUAUAUUCUGGUUGGGGCUGGUGAGUCUGUGCCAGUAGAUUGUGAAGUAUUCCAAGGCAGUGCCACAAUUACUAUCGAGCACUUGACAGGGGAAGUCAAACCUUUGGAGGCCCAAGCUGGAGAUAGAAUUCCUGGUGGUGCAAGGAACUUAGAUGGGAGGAUAAUUGUGAAGGUAACAAAAACAUGGAAGGAAUCAACUCUCAGCAGAAUUGUUCAAUUGACUGAAGAAGCACAGUCAAAUAAACCUAAACUUCAAAGGUGGCUCGAUGAAUUUGGUGAACAAUAUAGCAAAGUUGUUGUGGUGUUAUCAGUUGCUAUUGCUGUUAUUGGGCCACUUGUAUUUAAGUGGCCAUUCAUUAGUACUUCUGCUUGCAGAGGUUCAAUUUACCGAGCCUUAGGGCUUAUGGUGGCAGCAUCACCUUGUGCCUUGGCUGUGGCCCCCUUGGCAUAUGCAACAGCAAUCAGCUCCUGUGCCAGAAAGGGGAUAUUACUCAAAGGUGGACAUGUUCUGGAUGCUCUAGCUUCUUGUCAUACUAUUGCAUUUGACAAAACAGGGACGUUAACAACUGGUGGACUUGUAUUCAAGGCAAUUGAGCCCAUUUAUGGUCAUCAUGUAAGAAACAAUGGAUCAAACAUUUCUUCAUGUUGCAUUCCCACCUGUGAAAAAGAAGCUCUCGCUGUUGCUGCAGCUAUGGAAAAGGGUACUACUCACCCAAUUGGAAGGGCUGUGGUUGACCAUAGUGAAGGCAAAGACCUCCCAUCUGUUUCUGUUGAAAGUUUCGAGUACUUUCCUGGUAGAGGCCUUACUGCAACUGUUAACAGCAUUGAGUCAGGAACUGGAUGUGCUAAACUAUUGAAAGCGUCACUUGGGUCGAUAGAUUUUAUCACUUCAUUUUUUCAAUCUGAAAAUGAGUCAAAGAAGAUCAAGGAAGCUGUUAAUACAUCUUCUUACGGAAGUGAAUUUGUUCAUGCUGCCCUUUCAGUUAAUCAGAAGGUAACCUUGAUUCACCUAGAGGAUAGACCUCGGCCUGGGGUUUUUAAUGUUAUUCAAGAAUUGCAAACUGAAGCAAAGUUUCGUGUGAUGAUGUUAACUGGUGAUCAUGAGUCUAGUGCAAGAAGAGUUGCAAGUGCAGCAGGCAUCAAUGAGUUUUAUUGCAACCUUAAGCCUGAAGAUAAGCUGAGUCAUGUAAAGGAUAUCGCGAGAGAUAUGGGGGGAGGCUUAAUUAUGGUUGGUGAAGGGAUCAAUGAUGCCCCAGCACUUGCUGCUGCAACUGUUGGGAUCGUGCUUGCUCAUCGUGCUAGUGCAACUGCCAUAGCUGUUGCAGAUGUAUUAUUGCUUCGUGAAAAUAUUUCUGCAGUGCCAUUUUGUAUUGCCAAGUCUCGCCAAACAACUUCACUGAUUAAACAAAAUGUGGCUCUAGCAUUGACAUGCAUUGUCAUGGCUUCCCUUCCAUCAGUUUUGGGAUUUCUGCCAUUGUGGUUAACGGUCCUUUUACACGAAGGUGGAACCCUGCUUGUUUGUCUCAAUUCCAUACGUGCUUUGAAUGAACCAUCUUGGUCCUGGAAGCAGGAUAUGUUACAUUUGAUUAGCGAGGUUAAAUCUAGAUUCCUGUCUCUCACGACAAAUUUGACGGGCUCAAGCAGUGUCACAACAGCGAAUGUGUAACGUAGUGCUGUUGUAGUGCAUUGCAUAUUUGUGUUGGGUAUAAUAUAAAAAUAUGUUAAUAUCCCUUCCCUUGUAUAUCUGUAGGCAUCUUUUUCAUCCUGAAGAAUUGAACAUUCCUCAUUAUUUGAGACUAGUUUCCCUUUCUUUAAACCUCGUUUACUCUAAGAAAAAUGGCAUAUUAAGGGAAGAAUAUGCACUUCGCAGUCAUAAGAUUUCUAUGAAGAAAUAUCGACGCAGAAAUCAGCUGACUAGUCAUCUACAUUGACUUAUAUAUGGUGCCAUCAAACUGAGCCAUUACAUUAUCUAUCAAUUGUCGACAUCCGUUUGCGAUGGGAGUCUUUUCUUUGACAGGUAGAUUACCGCCCAACUUACGAAAACAAUAUAAGAACGGGUUCCCUUUCAUAUUUUGUGUUUAUGGAUGCAUAAUAAAAUGGCGAAUUAAAUUUUUAUUUUUU
Abrus precatorius (Indian licorice) is the source of this 3244-nucleotide messenger RNA. Its product is annotated as probable cadmium/zinc-transporting ATPase HMA1, chloroplastic. Gene Ontology annotation, molecular function: ATPase-coupled monoatomic cation transmembrane transporter activity; ATP binding; ATP hydrolysis activity. The transcript has 13 exons. Gene Ontology annotation, cellular component: membrane. The coding region runs from base 306 to 2789 and encodes 827 amino acids. NCBI's taxonomy places the organism in Eukaryota, Viridiplantae, Streptophyta, Magnoliopsida, Fabales, Fabaceae. The record is from RefSeq and is a predicted model, not a curated record. Gene Ontology annotation, biological process: monoatomic cation transport.